AUGGUGGUGGAGAUGCAGAAGUGUGUGCUGUGCAAGGUUCCAGCGAGGACGUUCUGUGAGCCGGAGCGGGCGAGUUUGUGUUGGGACUGCGACGCCAAGGUUCACGGUGCCAACUUCCUGGCCGCGCGGCACUCCAGGAUCCUUCUCUGCCACGCGUGCCGCUCUCCCACGCCGUGGAGAGCCUCCGGCGCCAGGCUCAACAGCACCACCGUCUCCGUCUGCGAUGAUUGCGCCGCCGGAGAAGAGGAAGAGGAAGAGGAUGUGAGCGAAGGAGGCAAUGACGAAGAAGUAGACACGGAGGACGGCGAUGUUGACGGUGACGGCGUCGGAGACAUUCAGGUCGUGCCUUGGUCCUCGACGACGACGCCUCCACCGGCGGCGAGUUCCUCCAGCGGCGAAUGGUCGUUGGCUUGCACCAGUAAGUGCAACGACAACAACAUAGACGUAGACGAUUCUGUUUCUGAACCGUUAACGACAACAGUCUCGUUGAAACGACAGCGUGAGAACGAUGAUGCUGUCGAUCGUGAUCUCCAGGUUUCUUUUAAAUUCCUUAGUCAAUUUCUUUGGUUUUGAACGGUGAAAGUUGAUUUUUGGUUUACGAAACAAUGACCAUUAUUGAUUUGGGUAUUUUUUAUUUUUUUUUUAAGAAUUUGGGGAAAAUGAUGUUUUUACAUUUUUUUUGUUCUGUUGCGUAAAAAAGCAGGAGGGUCCGGACUGUUUGGCAUUUCAACGUGGUGGGGAGGUGGAGGACCACGGAGAACCGCCGUUGAAGGAGGGACGGAGGCCGCGUGAUGGAGCGUCCGAUGCCGUUUGAUGUUUGAGGGCUUGGAGUUUCUCAGCCGCAGGAUUGACAAGGUUGUAGCGGCACAAGAUGUUUUGGUCUUUGAAAUUUAACUUCUUUUUUUUAAGUAGGAAAAAUAAACAGCAAAAGUAAAGCUCUAGCUGCUAAAUCCUUAGCCAACAAAGGCAACACCAAGGAAGGGGGGUCAACAAGUUCAGUAACAUCGCACUGCAAGUGUGCUCCCAUUUCCACAAAACAAUCUGCCGAUUCAUUGACCUCGCGAGGGAUAUGGCGAAUGCGAACAUCCCAAUCCUUAACUUCUAACCUAAUAGCAUUGCUGAUUUUGAUUUUGACUACUAGUUUGAUUAGUUGAUUGUUGUGUACGAACGUUCGGGUC
Molecule: messenger RNA, 1178 nt
Organism: Lotus japonicus
Lineage: Eukaryota; Viridiplantae; Streptophyta; Magnoliopsida; Fabales; Fabaceae
Product: zinc finger protein CONSTANS-LIKE 1-like
Exons: 1
Coding region: 1-573 (190 amino acids)
Molecular function (GO): zinc ion binding
Source: RefSeq, a predicted model, not a curated record